AUGUCCGCUCAACUGAAGCCUCUCGGCGACUGGGUGAACCAGCUCUUCGACACCAUCUUCUUCGACUCGGACGACAACAAUGCCAUCAAAGCCUUUACCGAAGGCUUCGAUCCGAGCUUUUCCGUCAAAAUCAACCACGAUAGCCUCAGCUACGACCAGUACAAGGAGGCUAUCCAUAAGACUCGUGCUCAGAGUGAAAUCACCCUGCAAGACAGCUCCGAGAUUCUCAAAUGGGACGACGCGGAACAGAAGGGCGGCACAGUAGCCCACCUCUUCAAGUUCGUAGUCAAGGACAAGACGACGGGCAAGGAAACCAACAGCACCAACCUACUUCUCACUGCGGUCAAGUGGAUCGACGGUAAGAGGGUGAUUACGGAGAUUACGGAGAUCGCUGUAUGA
Diplodia corticola is the source of this 399-nucleotide messenger RNA. RefSeq lists its product as uncharacterized. Lineage: Eukaryota; Fungi; Ascomycota; Dothideomycetes; Botryosphaeriales; Botryosphaeriaceae. The transcript is spliced from 2 exons. Bases 1 to 399 code for a protein of 132 amino acids. The record is from RefSeq and is a predicted model, not a curated record.